GGGCCUGCGGACUAGCCUCCUGGGCACGCCCGGCUUGUCCUGCUCUUGCAUGAGACAGUCUGGGUAGGCCUGGUUAAGAGGGAGCUCCCCUGUCAUGCCAGCACAUGCAGCUUGUCUUAUACCCUUCGAAUCAUCCCUGUGCAACUCCACGACACCAUCCAAACAAGACUGAAGACGAUUGGCAGGGUGCGUCUCAUGUCCUGUUUCGAUUCCCCACGGAUCGGUUGCAGAUUCCUUCUGGGUUUCCAGUCAUACAGCACGUCUGUCCGGACAAAUUUUGGAAAACCCCUUUAUCUUCGUCCUCUCAAAUUAUCAUAGAAAACUACAGCAUCCAAGUGGAGAUUCGACCGUGAUCUGUCGCCCUCACAUACAGCGUUUGCCCCAACAGCUGUGCCUGUUUCUAUCCUGUUCUUCUGCCAACAUGGCGUUAGCUGGCGGCCUAAGCCCAAAGACGCGACUUAUCAUCACAAUAUCCAUCUCGUUUGCCUUUUUCUUGGCCGAGAUCACUGUGGCAUUCAAGACCCGCUCCCUCGCGCUUCUCGCCGAUGCCUUCCACUAUAUGAACGAUCUGAUCGGCUUCAUUGUCGCCCUCACAGCUGUCAUCAUAUCAGAGCGGUCGCGCUCGCCCGCUGAGCUGUCAUUUGGCUGGCAGAGGGCCCGCCUGUUGGGCGCCUUCUUCAAUGGCGUGUUCCUCCUGGCUUUGGGAAUCAGCAUCUUCUUGCAGUCCAUCGAGAGGUUCAUCUCCAUCGAGCGCAUCGAGGAUCCGAGACUUGUAAUGAUCGUGGGCUGCGUCGGCUUAGGUUUGAACAUCAUCAGCGCAGCAUUUGUACAUGAACACCACGGGCACGAUCACUCCCAUGGCCACGAUCACAGCCACGAACACGGUGAAGCCCACAGUCACGAUCACGGCCACGGUCAUGAGCACGCACAUGACCACGGCGAGGCGGCCGUGGUGAACCUUGAGCCUGUCAGGGACAGCAGUUCAAGCAAGGCGAAUGUCUCAAACCGUGUUCGAACCCACGCGGAGCACCGUCACAACGUGGCUCAGAUGAAGAAGCCCGGGCGCGACCUCGGCAUGCUAGGUGUCCUCAUCCACGUCAUCGGCGAUGCCAUCAACAACAUCGGCGUCAUCAUCGCCGCCGUAGUCAUCUGGCAGACACACUCUGAGGCCCGGUUCUAUGCCGACCCGGCUGCGAGCAUGUUCAUCGCCAUAAUGAUCUUUAUCAGCUCCAUCCCGCUGACCAAGAAUUCGGGUGCCAUUCUCCUCGAGAGCGCGCCCCGUGGUGUUGAAAUCGACGAUGUGAAACAUGAUCUUGAACAGAUCCCCGGCAUCGAGUCAGUCCACGAGCUGCAUAUCUGGCGCCUCGACCAGCAAAAGGCCAUCGCGUCGGCCCACGUCGUCGUCUCGGACCAGUCCAUGUCCAACUUCAUCGAGAAGGCCCGCACCGUCAACGAGUGCCUGCACGCCUACGGCAUCCACUCGUCCACCCUGCAGCCCGAGACUGCCGAGGAGCUGGCACAGGCCCCACAGGAUGACUCCGCAGCCGAUGCUACUGCUGAUACUGUCAUAACCGCUGCUGCUGAUUCCUCUGGUAGCGUCUCCGAGGGAGUGAGCUCUGCUCUUAGAAGGAGGAGGCUCGACCCGGCAGCCUGCCAGAUCAUCUGCAGCAACCUGUGCCACAACCUGAUGUGCUGCACCAAGAUUGAGACCUGAGACCUGCUCAGGCGUGGACCCGAGCUUUGGGCGCGCUGGCCGGGCCUUGGACGAUCUUGUUAUUAGGCAACCUCUUUUCCUAAGGCGAGAGUGCAAGAAUAUGACCAAUAUAGCACUGAAUGUGUAAAAUGGGAACGGGUUAUGGGUAGGUAGCUAAGAUUUGCGAAACUGGAGGGGAUCCGAAUUCCUAACACAUGAGCAUGGAAAAGCCUAGAAGAAAUCCUGCACGUGCAAACAGUCACAUAGAUUUCGUCUUUCAUACCUAGCGACUGAACCACAACAUGAAUGACAAUGUGUUUGAAUUU
Diaporthe batatas is the source of this 2019-nucleotide messenger RNA. RefSeq lists its product as uncharacterized. Gene Ontology annotation, biological process: intracellular zinc ion homeostasis; zinc ion transmembrane transport. The record is from RefSeq and is a predicted model, not a curated record. NCBI's taxonomy places the organism in Eukaryota, Fungi, Ascomycota, Sordariomycetes, Diaporthales, Diaporthaceae. Bases 422 to 1714 code for a protein of 430 amino acids. Gene Ontology annotation, cellular component: membrane. The transcript has 8 exons. Gene Ontology annotation, molecular function: zinc ion transmembrane transporter activity.